AUGGCUGCGACUCAGCCUCUGUCUAUUGAAUCGUUGCUGCAGAAACAGAAGGCGGAGAAAGAGGCGUCCUCAAAGCCCAAGUUCCUCACUAAAGAGCAGCGUGCCCAGCUUGCAAUUGACAAGCGUGCUCAAGAGAUCAAAGAUCAGCGUGAAAAGGAGGAGAGAGCGAAACAGGAUAGGGCAAUACUAGAGAUGGAGGCGGAGGAGAUUCGGCAGCGGGAGAGAGAGCGAGAACGCGCUUCUAGGUACGGGGGCGGCGGUCGAUAUGAUGACAGAUACGACAGAGACCACGACCGGGACAGGGAUAGAGAACGGUAUGGACGUCGCGAUAACCGUGACAAUCGAGACAGGCGUCCGUAUGAUGACCGACGAGGAGGCUCCUACCAGGGUGUCCCUACUGGUCCCAGAGCUGACCGUGCAAAGGCACCGCCAACGGGCCCUGCGACUGGCGGCUCAUCUGCUUCUUCGUCCAUGCCUCCGCCGCCUGUGCCAUUAGGACCUUCAUCCAACGAAACAACUCAAAGGUCUUCAGCAACGGCUUCCUCAGACGACACUUAUGCCCCUCCAAUGACCGACAGCGAUCUUACUGCCAUUCGUUCACGGUACCUUGGUGUCGACAAGAAGAAGCGCAAGAUUCGUAAGAUGAACGAUCGCAAGUUCGUCUUCGACUGGGACGAGCAAGAUGACACAUACUCUGCGGAGACACCCUCAGCCGUAGGGAGCCAACGACAGGGCGCGCAAAUCAUGUUCGGACGAGGACACAUUGCUGGAAUGGACGAUGGAGGUGGUGUACCGCACAACAGCCAGAAGAAUGGCGGUGAAGGGAUGCAGCUUGUAGAUCCACUUGAGCGAAGAAAGGCUCUGAAGGCCGGUCUAGAUGAGAGACACUGGACUGAAAAAGCUUUGGAUGAGAUGAAGGAACGGGACUGGCGUAUCUUCCGAGAAGACUUCAGCAUCGCCGCAAGAGGUGGACAGAUACCACAUCCAAUCCGCUCAUGGGCCGAGUCAGACAUCCCAGAGCAGAUUCUCGUCAUUGUCGAGAAGAUCGGGUACAAGGAUCCUUCGCCUAUUCAGCGUCAAGCUAUUCCCAUUGGUCUACAGAACCGCGACAUUAUCGGUAUUGCUGAAACUGGUUCCGGAAAGACGGCUGCAUUUGUCAUCCCCAUGUUGGCAUUCAUCUCAAAACUACCCCCGUUUACGGACGAAAAUCGACAUUUGGGUCCUUAUUCCCUCAUUCUUGCACCCACCCGUGAAUUGGCCCAGCAAAUUGAGUCAGAAGCGAAGAGAUUUGCAGGUCCCUUGGGAUUCACUUGUGUGUCCAUCGUUGGAGGGCGCGCUGUAGAAGAGCAACAAUUCAACUUGCGAUCCGGUGCUGAGAUUAUCAUCGCUACCCCUGGUCGUCUCAAGGAUGUUAUUGAGAGACAUGUCAUCGUCUUGUCGCAGUGUCGGUAUGUCGUCAUGGACGAAGCCGACCGGAUGGUCAAUCUGGGGUUCGAGGUCGACCUCACAUUCAUCCUAGACAAGUUGCCGAGUGACACAAUGGAAGGGGAGGACCAAGGCGAGCAAAUGGAUGUGGAUGGAGAGACAAUGAUCAAGAAGGGCCGGAACAGAGUGACGACACUUUUCUCGGCAACAAUGCCUCCUCCCGUCGAGCGUCUGACGAAGCGGUAUCUGAAAAAGCCUGCAAUUAUCACCAUUGGCGAAGCAGGAAGGGCCGUCGACACCGUCGACCAGAGGGUCGAGUUCGUCAAUGGAGACGAAAAGAAGAAGCACAAGAUGCUGGAAAUUCUCAACAGUGGCGUGUAUGCUGCGCCCAUCAUCGUCUUUGUCAAUCAGAAGAAAACUGCGGAUAUGGUCGCCAAAGACCUCCAACGUGCUGGUUGGAGCGCAGCGACACUGCACUCAGGCAAGAACCAGGAACAGCGAGAGGCGGCCCUCCAAUCUUUGCGAUCCGGCGACUCGGACAUUCUGGUUGCGACCGACCUUGCUGGACGUGGUAUCGAUGUGCAGGAUGUCAGUCUAGUAGUUAACUACCAGAUGGCCAAUACCAUCGAGGCGUAUGUCCACCGUAUCGGUCGUACUGGUCGUGCGGGCAAACAGGGAACCUCUAUCACAUUCCUGACGAACGAUGACGACGAAGUGAUGUACGAUCUCAAGCAAGAAAUUUCGAAGAGUCCCGUGUCGAAGGUGCCGAUCGAACUUGCAAAACACGAGGCAGCGCAGCACAAGGUGUCCAAGGAAAUGAAGAGGAAGAGGGAUGUGGAUGACCAGGACUGA
Messenger RNA from Sparassis crispa, 2277 nucleotides. Its product is annotated as Pre-mRNA-splicing ATP-dependent RNA helicase PRP28. The record is from RefSeq and is a predicted model, not a curated record. Gene Ontology annotation, cellular component: catalytic step 2 spliceosome. The transcript has 11 exons. NCBI's taxonomy places the organism in Eukaryota, Fungi, Basidiomycota, Agaricomycetes, Polyporales, Sparassidaceae. Gene Ontology annotation, molecular function: RNA helicase activity; ATP binding; RNA binding. Gene Ontology annotation, biological process: mRNA splicing, via spliceosome. Bases 1 to 2277 code for a protein of 758 amino acids.